Eupeodes corollae is the source of this 1469-nucleotide messenger RNA. RefSeq names its product gustatory and pheromone receptor 33a (gene Gr33a). The record is from RefSeq and is a predicted model, not a curated record. Gene Ontology annotation, cellular component: dendrite; neuronal cell body; membrane. Gene Ontology annotation, biological process: sensory perception of taste. Bases 14 to 1372 code for a protein of 452 amino acids. The transcript has 5 exons. NCBI's taxonomy places the organism in Eukaryota, Metazoa, Arthropoda, Insecta, Diptera, Syrphidae.
GACAUAAAUUAAAAUGCAUUUCGGACUGCUGAUAGUAUCACAGAUCUUUGGACUUAUACCAUUCAAUUACAUGAACCGUAAACGUCAUUUUUACGAUUUCGUCCUGAUGUUUAUUGUACCAUGUUUUUACAUAUUCUGCUAUCUUAUGGCCAAUCUUCAAACGUAUUCGGUGAAGAAUUUGCCGGAAUGUGGCAAUAUAUGCACACUUGCCACAACAAUUCUCGUUCACAUGGGUAUUUUCGUUUAUUUGACCAAUUAUGUGCUGAGUUUAUUACGUGGAAAGUAUUUCUUUCCGGAAUUCUAUAAGCGAUUAAAUGAGAUUGAUGAGGUUUUGAAGAAAUGUCAACAACAUGUCAAAGUACAACGAAAUUCGAUGCAUUUGGUGAAGACAAUUUUAUUAGUCCUGUUCUUAUCCUUUAUCAUUGUGGCUGUAUUCCUUGAUUGUUCUUUUCAGCGGAAAUAUUUUGGCAACAUGUUCGUUUUGCCUGUAAUGACUGUGACUUUUCCAUUUCUUGCAAGUAGCAUUGUUCUGUCACAAUUUUCUUAUUUAGUGGCGAUUAUAUCCGAACGUUUCAUAAAGCUGAAUACAAUAUUGGAAAUCUUAAACAAAGAAUGUUCGAAGAAAAAUUUACCAAUCAAAAUUUUUGAUAUCGAAUGUGACAAACCGACGAAAAAGAAACUACCUAUGAAUUUUCAAGCUGGCAAACCUGACAGUAAGAAGGUUAGUGACAGUGAAUAUGAGGACAACACUACCGAGAGUGAGAAAGAUGAAUACGAUGAUUUGGAACAUUAUGCCAAAGAAUAUCCGGAUAUGGACAAAACCUCAGAAGAACAUCUUGUGGAUUUGUUUUGGUUGCAUAGCAAAAUUCUCAAUCUGAGCCGAUUAACCAAUCACGAGUAUGGAGCCCAGACAGUUCCUUAUAUGGUUAUGUGUUUUGUAACAACGAUUUUCGCUAUAUUUCUGCAUACCAAGGUCAUGGUUGAAGUUACGGGCCAAAGUUUAACCUUAAAUUUUGUUGCUCAACUUUAUAUGAUGUGGGGUGCUAUAACUUUGAUUGUGGCAUAUAUAGUUUUGAGAUUAUGCUGCAAUGCUAAUGGAUACUCAAAGAAAUCGGCUAUGAUUGUUCAUGAGAUAAUGCAGAAGAAACCACAGUUUAUGAUGGGCAAUGACGUUUAUUACAACAAGAUGAAGUCUUUUACUUUACAAUUUCUUCAUUGGGAGGGAUUUUUCCAAUAUAACGGCAUUGGAAUGUAUACGCUGGAUUAUACUUUCAUAUUUUCGACUGUCAGUGCCGCUACAUCAUAUUUGAUAGUUCUGCUGCAAUUUGACAUGACCACAAUUCUAAGGAAUGAUGGAUUUAUUAUUUACUAAACGACAACAACAAAAACCAGUGACUUUUAAGAUAAAAUCUUUUUAUUUGAAAAAUUUACAUUUAAUUGUGUUUUGUCCGCUCAAAAUUAUAAUAAAU